Molecule: messenger RNA, 2726 nt
Organism: Pocillopora damicornis (cauliflower coral)
Lineage: Eukaryota; Metazoa; Cnidaria; Anthozoa; Scleractinia; Pocilloporidae
Molecular function (GO): 5'-flap endonuclease activity; four-way junction DNA binding
Source: RefSeq, a predicted model, not a curated record
GAUGGGUGUCAAUAAUCUCUGGUUUAUUUUAGAACCAGCCAAGAGAACGGAAAACCUCUCUGCCCUCCGCAACAAGACGCUCUGUGUGGACUUAAGUGGGUGGAUUUGUGAGGCUCAAUGUGCAAAAGGUUUGAAAAACAACGUAAAUAAACCGCACUUGCGAAAUCUUUUCUUCCGAUUGCUUCACUUGACUCGACUUGGAGUCAAGUUGGUGUUUGUUGUUGAUGGAAAACCGCCUGAACUGAAAUGGGAUGCGAUCGCCAAGCGAGUUCAAGCGAGAGAUGGCGGGCAGUUCUGCAAGGUCAAGAAACCUGCUAAAGCUAGCGCUGGCUCGGGGGCUCGUGUCGGUCGAUCGCAGUUUGCGAUUUGGGUCAGAGAGUGCCGGAAGUUGUUGAACCUACUAGGGGUGCCAUGUCUUGAGAGUGAGGGUGAAGCUGAAGCACUUUGUGCAUGGCUUGAUCUCCAUCAGAUUGUGGAUGGGUGUAUAACCAAUGAUGGAGAUGCAUUUUUGUAUGGAGCUAGAACAGUGUACAGAGAUCUUUGUAUCAGUGGAAAGGGUGGAUCAGUAGAAUGUUACAAAAUGGAAGAGAUUGAAGCCAAACUUGAUCUCAACAGACAGAAGCUGGUUGCACUUGGCAUACUUCUAGGAUGUGAUUACCUUCCACAAGGCGUAUCAGGAGUAGGAAAGGAAAUUGCCAUGAAGCUAAUUAAGAGUGUCAAUCACAAAAACCUACUUGACAGGUUCUAUGAAUGGACAAAGGUUUCAGACCAUGAUGAAAUUCUUUCAAGCGUGGAGAAGCUUGUGAAAUGCAAAGCUCUAAAAGACAAGAACUUCCCACAUCCAGAGGUUAUUCAGGAAUUUCUGUCACCAAAAGUUGUCCCUCAGCAAGUUUCCUUAAAGAUCUUCAAUCCAGAUCUAAGAGGCUUGCAGGAAUUCUGCCUCAAGCACUUGGAGUGGCCUGAGGAAUAUAUCACAGAAAAGGUUCUUCUAUUGAUCACCUUUUGGCAAAUGACAUCAUCGCUAGAGAAUCACACAAUGAUACUCAUUCAACCAGAAAGGAUUGUAAAAUCUCGUGUCCAACAGAGGAUUGAAUGUUAUGAAGUUGAAUGGAAAAACCUUAAACUUGGAGAAACAUGUCCAGUUUCUUUUGUGACCAUUGAGAGAAGAGAGCUUUUUACUCAAGCAUAUCCUGAGGUUGUUGAAGAAUUCCACAAGAAUGAAGCAGCAAAACUGUCCAAAAAAACAAAAAAGAAGAAAGCCACUACAUCUGUGUCCUCUUCAGACUAUCUUGAAAAUGAAGUGGAGUUUCUAUCAAGGCAGCUUGAAGAUUUAAGUGUGGGUCAUUCUCAACAAUUGCAAAGUUCUGUGCCAAAAAAUGAAAGUUGUUCUAGCAGUUUAUUUGGCGAUGUCUCCACUAAUGAUUCCUCUCAAGAUGUUAUUGACUCUGUACUUCCAACAUUCAAUGGUUACUCACUACAUCCACCAAGGAUGAAACUCUCACUUGUCAAUAGUGGUCAUCCUGAUAGUGAUGAUGAUGGAUAUCAUGAUGACAGUGAUGACAGUGAUGACAAUGAUGAUGAUGAUGACAUAAAAGAGUGCAAUGUGAAUAUACCUGGGGAUCCCAAUUUAUUACAGAGGGAAUUAGCUCCAGAUAAUCUUGAUUCUGAAUAUGGGUGUGGAGUUGAUGGCAGUUAUGAGGGGAUAUCAAAAUCUUUGAUGUUAAGAGAUGUUCAAGCAACCCAGUGUCAUCUUCAAGUUGAUUUUUCCAUUGAGAAUCAUGACAUGACAGAUAAGAAAAUUUCCAAUGUUAAAACAAAUGAAUAUCCAAGGAAAAGACAUGAAGCAAGGACAGUGGAGGAGGUUAAAUCCAUUUCAGAAAGUACAACUCAAAAUGACUUUAAGUCCAGAAAUAUAAAUGAACAUGGAAAGAAAUUUAUGUUAGUAAAUAAUAUAAAAAAAUCAAAGCAAAUGACAGUCUUAAGCGAGGCUGAUGUUAUUGAAAUUUUUGGGUCCAGUGAUGAGGAUGAUGAUAGCAAAUCAUUUUUGUCAAAGCAGGUCUCUUCAAAAUUCACGGAAAAGACAUUGAAAGGAAGUGUAAGUAAGAUCAAGUCAAGAAAUGAAAUUCCUGGUUUUGUCACUGAGUCCUCAGAGAUGAAAAGCUUACUGGGACCAGUCCAUUAUGCAAAUUCAGACUUUUUAGGCCAAACUCAUCAGCACAAUUUCCCUGAGGAAUAUAGUUUUAGGACAAAUGAGUGUGUGCCAGGUAGUUUGCAAGAGUUUUUGAGGGAUCAUUCAAGGGCUUUCUUAAGUAAAGAUGACAUGAAGUAUGUAAAUGACACAGAGAAAAGCAAGAAGGAACUACUAGAAUCCAAAGGGCAAGUUCUUAAGCCACAAAAUAAUGGCCUAAUCAGUGCACCUCAGAGUUCAAAUUGUAAAUCCAAAACAGCUGUGAAAUCUGAUGGUUUCUCUGAUGUUUACUCAGCUGGUAGAUGUGAAGAAGUUCAAGGAGAUAAGUAUGGGAAAGAAAAUGUUGAUUCACCAUUUGAUGAUUUUAUGCCUGCUCCUCUGUCAAAACGACUGGCAAAGCAGCUGAGAGGCAAACAAAGACUUGCUAGUCUUCAUUCCAUUUCAUCUGUUACAGAUGAUAAAUGAACCAAAAAAAGGAGUCUUAGACACAGAGAAAUGCUAAUAAUGGUUCUAAAAUAUAUCAAGUUUAUUUUUUACU